AUGGGCCAGUCGGGAACUGCAACUUGUAUUUUGUCCUGCUGCUUGCCAAUCAGCUGGUGCUGCAUUUCCUGCAGCCAGCGUGGCGAGAUUCGACAGCUUCGGGGAAUCGACGGCUCAGCUAUCAAUGACUGCUUGCUUUCCUUCUUCUGUCUCUGGUGCGUGAUGAUCCAGAACGAGGUCGAAGUUACUUCACCAGUCACUAUAUACAAGAACAAGCACACACGAUUUCCAAAGCCAAAAAGAACUGAGAAAGAGAUACAAGCAGAAGAAAUCAACGAAGACUGCUCCUUCCAAAUCAGAAACCAAAAAAAAAACAUGAAGAUUCUCCUCUUCGCGAUUUUUUCAGCUGCAUCGGCGGGCGACUCUUUUCAAGAAUGCGACUUCCCGCUGGGCGUUGAAGACGGGCGAAUUCCAGACCGAAAUUUCAAAGCCUCAAAAAGCCACGCCGACUCUGCAGCAGCCCAUUAUGCCAGACUGAACAACGAGGACGGCGCCGGAGCUUGGUGCCAUCCGACCAUUUCUCCUGAAGACCUGAACGAAUAUCUACAGAUCGAGCUCCUCUCCAUCGCCAGAAUCACCAGAAUCGCCCUCCAAGGCCGACCAAGCGGGUCUGAGCGAGCUGAAACCGUCUUCCUCAACGUCUCUCUCGAUGGAGAACACUGGUCCCAGCACCCAGACGUCUUUACAGUCGCUUCCGACGAUGACAUCAUCGAACUUUCCCCCUCGAUUUCCGGCAAAUUCCUGCGGAUCAUCCCACGAACCGACAAAGGCAAGCCAGUCUGCAUCAGAACGGAAGUGAUCGGCUGCUAUCGCGACGACUUCUUCGAGAGCUAUUCCCUCUCCAGUCUUCCCAGAGACAACCUGGAGCCAGAAACUGGCCUCGUCGAAUCCUCCCUCAGCGGUGUUGGCCGAUUGGUCGACGGAAUCGAAGAUGAAUAUUUGACCUUUCCAGCGAGCGAGAAUGGCGCUUUGACAGUGACAAUGAAAUGGACCAAGCCGCUCAAUAUUUCAGAACUCGUCUUUCACGUCUCCGCUCGAGCGCGAGGCUGCUUGAAUCAAAUUGAAGUGACGAAUUCGGCCGACGAAACUUGGCGAUACAACAUUGACUGCGCUAGAAAAGUCGAGCAUCGAAUCAUUCCUCUUUUGCUCGAAAAAGUCGUCACCGAAAUUCGAAUAAAAAUCUCCUACACCGGCGUUCUCCACCUCUCCGAAAUUUCCUGGACAAAAGACGAGUCCGAAAUCGCCCCGAUCCGAAUGGACUCUGUUCUCAUCGAGCUCGACUCUUCCCUGACCACGAACCAGUGGAUCACCGUCGGCGGUGUUGUCCUCGGAGGCUUGCUCUUCCUCGUCAUUUUGUGCGUUUUCCUCGUUGUCUCCCGAUCGAACCGAUCCGACAAGAACUUCGAAGGUCAAUCCUACGAUGGCACCACUAUCUACCGCGACGGCACCUUCGUCAAUCUCGUUCCCUCGCCCAACUACAGCACUGGCCCCUCCAUCGUCACUAACCAAUCCCGCUUCACCCAGCACUCCCACGUCGACUACGUCCUCCCCGCCCAAUCCUACCCCCAGUACAGCUACCAACCCAAGCUGGUUGCUAAUCCGAGCCAGAAAAUCAACGAGUUCGGCCACGAAUACUCCGAAAUCGGAUCGAUCACGGCUGAUUCCGGACGAGGAGAGAGUCUCACCGAAAACGAUCAUUAUGCUCAACUUGUUCAUUGA
Molecule: messenger RNA, 1719 nt
Organism: Oikopleura dioica
Lineage: Eukaryota; Metazoa; Chordata; Appendicularia; Copelata; Oikopleuridae
Source: the annotation of a GenBank genome assembly